AUGGGGGGUAAUGGUGUUGAAACAAAGGUCACAUAUGAUGGAAGAUCCCUUAUCAUCGAUGGGUACAGGAAAAUACUUUUUUCAGGUUCCAUUCACUAUCCUCGCAGCACUCCUCAGAUGUGGCCAGAGUUAAUAGCAAAAGCAAAAGAAGGGGGUCUCGACGUGAUUCAGACUUACGUGUUUUGGAAUCUACAUGAGCCCCAAAUCGGACAGUAUGAUUUCAGUGGGAGAUAUGACUUGGUGAGAUUCAUAAAGGAAGUCCAAUUUCAAGGGCUGUACGUGUGCCUCAGGAUUGGGCCUUAUAUUGAAAGUGAAUGGGCUUAUGGAACUGACAACGAGCCAUUCAAGUUCUACAUGCAAAACUUCACGACAAAAAUAGUGAGCAUGAUGCAAUCAGAGGGUUUAUAUGCUUCUCAAGGAGGCCCAAUUAUACUGUCGCAGAUUGAGAAUGAAUAUCAAAAUGUGGAGAAAGGAUUUGGAGAAGAAGGACAACUGUAUGUUGAGUGGGCUGCAAAAAUGGCAGUGGGUCUUAAGACUGGCGUGCCAUGGGUUAUGUGUAAGCAAACUGACGCUCCUGAUCCAGUGAUUAAUACAUGCAACGGAAUGAAAUGUGGAGAAACUUUUACUGGACCAAACUCCCCCAAUAAGCCUGCAUUGUGGACAGAGAAUUGGACUUCUUUCUAUCAAGUUUAUGGUGGUGUGCCAUACAUAAGGUCUGCGGAAGACAUUGCAUUCCAUGUCACUCUUUUUAUUGCAAGAAUGAAUGGAAGCUACGUCAAUUACUAUAUGUACCAUGGUGGAACUAACUUCGGGAGAACGACCUCUGCUUAUGUUAUAACAUCCUAUUAUGAUCAAGCUCCACUUGAUGAAUAUGGUUUGUUAAGACAACCCAAGUGGGGACAUCUGAGGGAGUUGCAUGCAGCAAUCAAGUCUUGUUCUACUACUUUAUUGGAAGGAAAGAAGAGCAAUUUCUCUUUAGGUCAACAACAGGAGGGUUAUGUUUUUGAAGAUGGAGAAGAAGGAAAAUGUGUUGCUUUUCUUGUAAACAAUGAUGCUUCGAAUAUGUUUACUGUCGAAUUUCGCAACAGAUCAUACAAAUUGCCUCCAAAGUCAAUUAGUAUAUUAACAGAUUGUCAAAAUGUGACUUUCAAUACUGCAACUGUAAAUAUAAAGAGCAACAGAAGAAUCAUACAUCCAAUUCAAUCUUUCAGCUCUGCGGAUAAAUGGGAGCAAUUUCACGAUGUCAUCCCUAACUUUGACCAGAUUUCUUUAAUAUCAAACACAUUACUUGAGCAAAUGAAUGUAACCAAAGACAAAUCAGAUUAUCUUUGGUAUACUCUAAGGUUUGAACAUAAUUUACCUUGUAGUGAACCAAUACUCAAUGUUCAGUCUGCUGCUCAUGUUACUCAUGUUUUUGUGGAUAACACAUACCUAGGAGGGGCACAUGGAAGUCACGAUGUCAAGUCAUUCACCACACUGGUCCCCCUAAAACUAAAUGAAGGGACAAACAAUAUAUCUAUACUAAGCGUGAUGGUUGGACUCCCGGAUUCAGGAGCAUUUCUUGAACGAAGAUUUGCUGGCUUAACAACAGUGAAAAUUCAGUGCAGUGAGGAGUCCUACGAUUUGACCAAUUCAACAUGGGGAUAUCAGGUUGGAUUAUUGGGAGAGAAAUUACAGAUAUAUGAACCAAGUAGCAAUCCUGUUCAUUGGAGUCCAUUAGGGAAUACUUCCAAUCAAACACUCAUUUGGUACAAGACAUCAUUUGAUAGCCCGAAGGGUGACGACGGUAUUGCAUUGAAUCUUGAAUCUAUGAGGAAAGGGGAAGUUUGGGUGAAUGGACGAAGUGUUGGUCGAUAUUGGAUCUCGUUCCCAAAUUCUGAAGACCAGCCUUCGCAAACUCUGUAUCAUGUGCCUCGAGCAUUCUUCAAAGAUACUGAUAAUGUUUUGGUUUUGUUUGAAGAAGGAGGUGGGAAUCCUCUUCAUAUCUCCCUCAACACUGUCUCUUCAACUAAUAUAGAUGACUAA
Molecule: messenger RNA, 2025 nt
Organism: Sphenostylis stenocarpa
Lineage: Eukaryota; Viridiplantae; Streptophyta; Magnoliopsida; Fabales; Fabaceae
Source: the annotation of a GenBank genome assembly